CUCCUAGUAGAGGUGCUGGGAUUUAAAAAGGUGCCUGGAGGAGUGUUGAAGAGCAUCAAGGAUUUUUGCUCCAUAUUAUUUUUUUAUUAUUAUUAUUAUUUUUCCUUUACUGGAAUUAAUAAAACUGACCCACAUCAAGGCCUCUACACGUUUUAUUUUUCCACCAAGUCUUAUAUUCUGACCAUGAUGGCCAAUGCUGAACUUUUGACUUGGUCGGAAGCGCACGUGCCAAAGCGCCCGCAGGACAUCCCCCAGUCCGAGCGCGCGACGCUGACCCGCAGUGACCCGCGGGGCUGGAUGAGCGCGCACGCGCAUGCCCCCGCCGCGGCCCGUCCCAGUCAUUACGCGCGCGCCUCGCCCGACGUCACUCCGGACACCUCGCCGGACCCUGUCGCCGCCGUUGCCCCUAAAGAGCAUCCUCUGGGCGCCGCGCACAGGCACCGGCGCGUCGCGGCGAACGCGCGCGAGCGCCGGCGCAUGCACGGCCUGAACCGCGCGUUCGACCGCCUGCGCAGCGUCAUCCCUUCCCUGGAGAACGACAAGAAGCUGUCCAAGUACGACACGCUGCAGAUGGCGCAGAUCUACAUCGCCGAACUGUCCGAGCUGCUCGAGGGCGUUGCGGCGCGUGGCACCGGGGACGCAUCUCGCGCGCGUCGCUGCUUUCAGACGCCGUGCGCCGGUUACGCCGUGGACGCGACGACGACGACAACGACGCCAUCCGCGGCUCCGGUGACCGAAGGACACGUGCUGAUCCUGUCCGCGCCCUCGGCUCACUUUGAUCCCGAAAAAAUGGAGCUCGCGUCGGCCAACGGCAGCGACGGAGAGUCUUCACACUGCAGUGACGCCGAAGAAGGACAUCCGGGAACUCAGUGAGCACCUGAUGGGGAGGGAAAAAAACUGCGUAUAUAUGAGCAAAUGACUGUGUAGUGAUUAUUAAAUACCAAGACACCGAUAUUUUCUAAUGACACUAAAGCUCAGCUGUGAAGCCCCAGGCUGGGUGAAGAGGAAGCCCCUGAAUGGCCGGAAGUAGCUAACACACACCUAAUAGUAAUUUCAAACCUAAAACAGCAUGUAACAGAAUACUUUUUAUUCAUUGCCACACAAUUUAUUUAUUUUUUUACUAACAAAUUUCCAACUAAAAAAAUUUUACUAUUCACAAACAUUCUAGCUAACUUGCCUAACUCCAGUUUGUUGUUUUGGUUAAUGUGAGCUAUCUAUUUAGCUAAUUUGGAUAGCUAACUAACAGUAAGCACCAAGAGUUAAGUCAGUUCGCUAACUGUAUUUAUACCACAUUCACCAUCACUAUAUUCUCGAGUCAGAAGGGGUUGAUUUAUUUUCUAUAACAGCGGCUCUGAUAGUAGCAUAGUGUGGUGAAUAUAUACAUACACACAUAUGGUUAAGCUUUCCUUAAGGAGAGUUUUCCGCCAUGGGAAAGUCUUCACAACACUAAGUGUAUCUAUAAAUGGAUAAAAAGUGUCACAUGUAUGACAGAAAUUACAAUUUCCUGUGCUAUAAGAGUAGUUUCACACUUCUGACUUUCCAACGAGCGGAGACUUCUGUCCAGUCUGAGGCUUUUCCCAGCCGAGGGCUUCGUCUGCAGGGCUGUCGCUGGACGGUGAGAUUCCUAGCUGUGCCAAUCCUGUACUUAAACGAGCUUUUGUUCACAGAUUUUACAUAAUAUCAUUAAAACAGGGCGUUAUCAGUAAUUGCACUGUAAACACACUUCCCUUUACUUUUAUUGUUCUCAUUUUUACCGUCUCGUCUUCUGUUCAAACAGCCACAUCGAUUGUUUUUAUCUGGGACGCUCGAGUGUUUACUCAGUGUAAACUAGUUUAAAGUUUUACAAAAGAAGCUCACCUUAACUUCACUUUUAUUUUCUAGCUCACCCUUCAUCUCAUUUCUGAUUUCUUUCUCUUUUUCUUCUUUGUUUUCUAGGAGAAAGGCAUGAUUAGCCUACAAUAGCCCAUUUAAAUAAAGAGUCUGUGUACAGGACAGACUGAACCAUUUGUGUCUUUAAAAAAGAAAGGACAGAAAAGCCUACAGAAAUAUUUUUUUAGCAUUAGAGUCAGCUUAUUUAUUCUACUAAUAUUAGUGUGUUUAUG
Messenger RNA from Pangasianodon hypophthalmus (striped catfish), 2102 nucleotides. RefSeq names its product atonal bHLH transcription factor 1b (gene atoh1b). Gene Ontology annotation, molecular function: protein dimerization activity. Bases 184 to 873 code for a protein of 229 amino acids. Lineage: Eukaryota; Metazoa; Chordata; Actinopteri; Siluriformes; Pangasiidae. The record is from RefSeq and is a predicted model, not a curated record. The transcript has a single exon.